This is a messenger RNA of Rattus rattus (black rat), 807 nucleotides long. It is a transcript of the gene Psmb6, whose product is annotated as proteasome 20S subunit beta 6. The transcript has 6 exons. Gene Ontology annotation, molecular function: threonine-type endopeptidase activity. Bases 38 to 754 code for a protein of 238 amino acids. Lineage: Eukaryota; Metazoa; Chordata; Mammalia; Rodentia; Muridae. Gene Ontology annotation, cellular component: proteasome core complex. The record is from RefSeq and is a predicted model, not a curated record.
UACGACCGUUGCUUUGUGGCAGCUGUAGAAGAGGAAGAUGGCGGCCGCCUUAGCUGUUCGUGGAGCCGUCUCUGCACCGGCCUUUGGGCCGGAGGCGCUCACUCCAGACUGGGAAAACCGAGAAGUCUCCACAGGGACCACGAUCAUGGCUGUGCAAUUUGACGGGGGCGUGGUUCUAGGAGCAGACUCCAGAACAACCACUGGGUCGUACAUCGCCAAUCGAGUGACUGACAAGCUGACCCCUAUCCACGAUCAUAUCUUCUGCUGCCGCUCAGGCUCGGCAGCUGAUACCCAAGCAGUAGCCGACGCUGUCACGUACCAGCUUGGUUUCCACAGUAUUGAGCUGAACGAGCCUCCACUAGUGCACACAGCUGCCAGUCUCUUUAAGGAGAUGUGUUACCGCUACAGAGAAGAUCUGAUGGCAGGAAUCAUCAUCGCAGGCUGGGACCCUCAAGAAGGAGGGCAGGUGUACUCUGUUCCCAUGGGAGGUAUGAUGGUAAGACAGUCCUUUGCCAUCGGAGGCUCCGGGAGCUCAUAUAUCUAUGGCUAUGUUGAUGCUACCUAUCGGGAAGGCAUGACCAAGGAUGAAUGUCUGCAGUUCACUGCCAAUGCUCUUGCUUUGGCUAUGGAACGGGAUGGCUCCAGUGGAGGAGUGAUCCGCUUGGCAGCCAUUCAACAGUCGGGGGUAGAGCGGCAGGUGCUUUUGGGAGACCAGAUCCCCAAGGUCACCAUCUCCACUUUGCCACCUCCCUAAAGCCUAGGAUUCCCAUCCCGACACACAAGCUAAUAAACAGUUUGUCAAAGACC